AUGCCAUUUCAGAAAAGAAAAAUAUUUUGUAAAAUUAUAUAAUUUUUACAACCACUAGAUCUUUAUUUAAACAUAUUCAUUCUGACAACAAUGAUAAUUGAUAGAUAUUACGCAAUUUGUAAUUCUCUUAAUUAUUAUAAUGUUAUCUCCAAAAAAUCCACGAUUAUGGUAUAUUGUCCGUGGGUUAUCGCAAUUCUCUUAUGCCUGCCGCAAUUUAAGGCUUUGAUUAAUACCGUAAAGCAAACCAUAGCAUUAAUCAUUUUAUAUUUAAUUACGAAAACGUCAUUUAUCGGAUAUUCACUGUGGGCAACGUGCAAUUAAAAAAUGUUUCUUUUUCCUUUAUCAAUAAUAAUAACAAUAAUAAUAAUAAUAAAAUAAUAAAAAGAAAGAUCAUUUGAUAAUUCAAGAAAUACAAUGAUACGUUAAAUAAAA
This is a messenger RNA of Bombus terrestris (buff-tailed bumblebee), 432 nucleotides long. Its product is annotated as vasopressin V1b receptor-like. Lineage: Eukaryota; Metazoa; Arthropoda; Insecta; Hymenoptera; Apidae. Gene Ontology annotation, biological process: G protein-coupled receptor signaling pathway. Gene Ontology annotation, cellular component: membrane. The transcript has 3 exons. Gene Ontology annotation, molecular function: peptide binding; G protein-coupled receptor activity. The record is from RefSeq and is a predicted model, not a curated record.